CGCUACGGCAGUAGUAAUAGUAGCAAGUAGUAGGCCACGCGACUAGCGCGCCUUAACAGGUGACAAUCGCCGACAGUCGACAUCGUCUUUGUUGUUGUUACGACAGCCCGACACAGAAAAAACAGCGGGCACACGACCGACCCGACCAUACGAUUUUUUCCUGUUAGUUCUCGCCGGAUCAGUGUCCAAUUUACUGUAGUUUUUGUGGUGAAGUGCGUGUUUUUUUAAUUAAUACAUUCUUAGUGGGGUAUGUUUCUGUUGGUUCAGUUCACAUGUUCGAUGUAAUGUCGCCCUAUAGCCGAUACAGGCCCUUGUCGCCAGGCACGGAUUCCGCUGGUGGUGGUGGAUUGGCGGCGGUGUUGCAACAGGGUUCGCCACCCUCGCCCACAGCCUGUAGAAAUGCGGCAAACGCGCAGAGCGCCUGUCGCUUCCUGAGAUGGAUUUCGAAGUUGAGUCCUCAGCCGGUCAACAAACAAGGAUUAGGGGUCUUGGACAUGACCGCGACGGAGAACACGAUCCCGUUUCAGCGUCCACACCCUGGACAAAAGCCACCAAGGCCAAAGGUCACCCUAGAAAACUACUACAGUAAUCUCAUAGCGCAGCAUGUCGAGAGAGCGGAAACAAAAGGUAAGCUGGCCAAGCUGGAGGAAUCCCUCAAGGACGAGAGCCUCUCCGAGGAACAGAGACACGAGAAACGACUGCAGCACGCCCAGAAGGAGACGGAGUUCCUGCGCCUGAAGCGGUCCAGGCUGGGGGUGGAGGACUUCGAGCCGCUCAAGGUGAUCGGGAGGGGGGCGUUCGGGGAGGUGCGGCUGGUGCAGAAGAAGGACACAGGCCACGUGUACGCGAUGAAGAUCCUGCGCAAGGCGGACAUGCUGGAGAAGGAACAGGUGGCGCACGUGCGGGCGGAGCGGGAUAUUUUAGUCGAAGCGGAUCACCAGUGGGUGGUCAAAAUGUACUAUAGUUUUCAAGAUCCAAUCAACCUAUACCUAAUCAUGGAGUUCCUGCCGGGCGGCGACAUGAUGACGCUGCUCAUGAAAAAAGACACGCUCUCGGAAGAGUGCACGCAGUUCUACAUCGCGGAAACGGCGCUGGCCAUCGACUCCAUCCACAAGUUGGGCUUCAUCCAUCGAGACAUCAAGCCCGACAACCUCCUACUGGACGCCAAAGGCCACCUCAAACUGUCCGACUUCGGACUGUGCACCGGGCUGAAGAAAUCGCACCGGACGGACUUUUACAGGGAUCUUAGUCAAGCCAAACCUUCCGAUUUUAUUAUCACCUCAUCACCUAUGGACUCGAAGCGACGAGCGGAGAGUUGGAAGAAGAACCGGCGCGCACUCGCUUACAGCACAGUAGGAACCCCCGACUACAUAGCGCCAGAAGUUUUCUUACAGACCGGUUACGGACCGGCCUGCGACUGGUGGUCGCUGGGAGUCAUUAUGUACGAAAUGUUAAUAGGAUACCCUCCUUUCUGUUCUGAAAAUCCGCAGGACACAUAUCGCAAAGUGAUGAACUGGAGGGAAACACUGGUAUUCCCCGCGGAGGUGCCCAUCUCCGAGGAAGCCAAGGAUACGAUAGUCAAAUAUUGCUGUGAAGCGGAGAGGCGACUAGGAUCUCAAAAGGGUCUGGAAGACCUGAAACUGAUCCCGUUCUUCCGAGGGGUGGAUUGGGAACAUAUCCGGGAGAGGCCGGCAGCUAUUCCCGUAGAAGUUCGAUCGAUAGAUGAUACGUCCAACUUUGACGACUUCCCCGAUGUCAAGCUAGAAAUUCCUGCGGCACCCAUGCCACAAGACGGCGAGAUCAACUACAAAGACUGGGUGUUCAUCAAUUACAUCGCUCAAAAGAUUCAAGGAUUGACGCAAAGGGGCACCCCCAAGAAGAACUAAUUUCAACCACCAA
This is a messenger RNA of Sitophilus oryzae (rice weevil), 1899 nucleotides long. Its product is annotated as serine/threonine-protein kinase tricorner-like. The transcript has 7 exons. NCBI's taxonomy places the organism in Eukaryota, Metazoa, Arthropoda, Insecta, Coleoptera, Curculionidae. Gene Ontology annotation, molecular function: protein serine/threonine kinase activity; ATP binding. The coding region runs from base 273 to 1886 and encodes 537 amino acids. The record is from RefSeq and is a predicted model, not a curated record. Gene Ontology annotation, biological process: peptidyl-serine phosphorylation; intracellular signal transduction.